UCAGUUCACAUAGUUUGGCAAUAUGACUAGAUAUGUUGAUCUUUAAAUAUUGUGUUUUGGUAUUUAUUCUUCCACAGAUUAACGUUACAAGUGAAAGUGGUGGAGUAUGCUACAAAAAGAAAAAAGUGAAUGGAAAAGAUGUGAUCACCGAAAGGUGCUGUAAUGGUUUUGUCAAAAGGUUAGAUGGGAAAUGUAAAGAAUGUCCAUCUGGCUCUUAUGGGGAAAACUGCCGCUUUAACUGCAUUGCUCCCUUUUAUGGAAAGCAGUGUGAAAACUUAUGUGAAUGCAAGAGAUGUCAUCACAUUUAUGGGUGUGGAGAACAUUUAUCAACUACGACAGAAAAUUUAUAUGAUACUACAGAAGACAUACAAUCUUCAAAGUUGUUCAACCCAGAGCCUACUGAUAUAUCAACAGAACAUGCAACUAGACAUUAUAAACCAGAUAUUUCACUGACACAAAGACCCGAAGGGAACCAAAAUAAUGACAAUCAAGGACAAUUGACUAUAUGGGUGUAUGUAGCUGUCGUUGGUGUAUUGCUGUUAAUUGUUGGUGGUGCAUUGUUUAUCAAAAUUGGACUCGCAAAAACAAUUUGCAAAUUCCUGUCAAACUCCAAGCAAACUGAACAUGAAGAUAACCUGAGAAUAAUUAGAAUUCAACCCAUAUUAGAGGAAAUAAACGAUGCAGCAUCAGAAGAAGAUGUUUAUUGUGAAAUACGAGAAUCACGUAUGAUAGAUUGUAUUAACCAAGCCAGGCCACUCACAGGAAGAUUCAACUCAAACGUCAAACCUUUUCCUAAAAAAUGUUCAACAUUAAGAGAAAAUAUUUACAAUCACCUAAACUAUAACCAGUCACUCCCGAACCUUUGUAUUGGUAACGACUAUGAACAUGCGCAUGCAAAUAAUACAAUAGGUUUGUUAACCAAUUCAGAAAAUUGUUUGAUUGAAUUACGAGAAAAUAGAAAGCUACAAAGUGUACCAGAAUUAAUGUCAAGUGAUUCAUACGAGGAAGUAAGCUGUUCCACAAAUUAUGGUAUAAUCUGGGGAAAUCAAUGAUCAUCAUGAAUGAACAGGAUAUGGAAUCAGACGGGAAACACUUCGAAAACAAUAAAAGUGUUUAAUUUUGUCAUCCUGUAUAAUUUUGUCAUCCUGUACAUGUGUCAAUUACUAUCUUCCUGGGUUUUUUACUCAUUGUUUCAAGUAUCAAAUAUUUAUAAAACACAUGCAAGACCAAUAAUAAUACUUUGGUGUACUAGUAUAACUAUGAGGGUCUGGAUGGGGUUUACAAAAUAGACAAUAACCGGUCAAAUCUACGGAAAAAUGGGCCUUAUUCCCUAUUCUUUAUAUUUCAGCACCCAGUUAUUCUCUCUUCUUUAUUUUUAUGCUCCAACCGCAAGGUGAAGGGGACAUUAAGUGUUAUCUUUGACCGUCCGUUCUUCCGUCCGUCUCAUUUUCGUUUGAAAAGCAAGACUAAGCGGGGGCAUUCGUGUCCAUAGACACAUUUUUCUUUUGUUUUUUUGCCUAUUUUUAUCUAUUCUUUAUAUUUGUUUGCCCUUUAUUCUGCACUUUUUGUCCAUAAUUCGCUUUUCUCUUUUCUGUAAACCCAAUUCAGACCAUCAUACAAAAUAAAUUUUAAAUUUAAUAGUACAUUUAAUAGUUGAAUCAGUGUAUAUAAAUGUCAUUAGCUUGUACGCUUUUAAACACACAGUUUUUGUAGGUCAAGUGAAAAGUUACUUAUAGAAUAAAUGCAUAUAAACUUUGUUAUACUGACUGUAAAAAAGUAUCCUUUGUGUAUAUAGUAAUGUUUGUAUAGACAAUAGACAAUAGUUUAUUAGCACAAACGGAAUUAUAACAAUUGGUAAAGGCCCAAUUUAGUACAUUGUAUAGAAAUACAUAAAAAAAAAAAUAGAUCUACAAAGAUACGAAAAGUAAAUAAUCAAUACUUUCUAAACAGGAUAUUGAUUUUAAUAUCAUUAAUGGUUUUGUAAAACAUUAUUUCCAAUUUUCAACAAUUCAGAAAUGUAAUUUGAACAUACAAUAACAAUUAUCGUUGACUGACGCACUGUUUAAUAUUUUUAGUUUUGACUUUAUGCUAUCAUUAUGUAUAUUUCUAAAAUUUGGGUAAAAUUUAGACACGGCCUGCAACGCGACAAAGGAGUAGGUCCAGUAAGACCCCUUUUUGACCCCAAAAUAGAGCAGUUUUACAAAAUUGUUAAAAUGUAAACUUUUAGCUAUUUAUUGGAAAGAAGAAUACUUCUGUUACAUAAAUAUGGGCUGUUUUUGACAAUACAAUGCACAUGUAUCGGGUACUAGCAUCAUUAAGUCAUGCUAAAUUACUGAAAUCUUCACAAUUUUAGCAUUUGAGUUAAUUUUUAGACGGUUUUCGUCUUAAAUGGAAGAGGCCGCUUUCGUGUUCAUUCUUAAUAUUUAAAUGUAAGUUGUAUUUGAUGAUAAUACAUAUCAUAUAUAAAGAUCGAGGAUGAACACGAAUGCGGCCACUUUCAUUUUUGACAAAAACCAUCUGAAAAGUGACAUAUUAUGGCAUAAUUGAUAGAUUUUUAAUAUUUAAGCCUGAAUUUGAGCGUCUUUAGUGACUAAAUCGGCCCAAAUCUUUCAGAUAAACUAAUUAAAUCUACUAAAGUAGACACUUGAGUGUUUAAAAAGUGUCCAAAAUAUUUCAUCAGAUGAACCUGAAAUUUGAGGCCAAAAUCGGCCCUUACCGGACCUUCUCCUUUACGAUUAUAUACCUUUGUGGUAUUUUUUCACAUAGAACACCACUUUGAAUGAUGUAUACCGCAAAAACGAAGUCGUUGACCAUAUGAAUAUUUUAUAUCAUUAAAACGGAAAUUUAUGUUAGAACAACAUAUAAUUUUUUAAGAAAAAUCUAUGUAGUAGAAAUUGGAGAUUUGAUGAUUUUAAGACAAAUUUAAGAAAAAAUUUCGCCGGUUUUAUGUGCUUUCUAUAUAAAUGUUCACCUGUUUUGAAAGAAUUUAUUCAGUGAUAUUUCAGAUAUUAAAUACAUUAUUUUUUUCGAUUUUCAGUUAUAGAUCGACGAGCCAAAGUUGUAUGCAACAUUUUAGCAAAAUCUGUGAAAUAGCCCAUUUACUGUUCCUUGACCUUAAGGCAAUGCCAAAUAAAGUGUUUUCAUCUUCAAUGUUGUUGUGUGUACACACUUUACAAAAUCAUUCAUUUCUUGCCGUUCUGUUAUAUUUCCCUCUUUCUAUUUCAUGGGAAUGAGCACUUAAUCUUAUUUUAGCUAUAACAGAACGAUCAGACUUGAAAGUAAGUUGAUCAACAUAUGGUGUACGUUCUCCUACCUUUGAAAUAUAACGGAAAAAAUAUAAUAAUUCAAAAUAAAACAUCUUGGAGCGUUGAUCUUGUAAGUUUCCUUUUUGAGAGCUAUUACUAUUCAGUCAGGAUUCUUCUUAGUUAAAAUUAUCUCCCAAUUACGCCACCUAUUUUUUCAAUCGUAAAAAUGGAAGUCAUUGUAAGGAUGACGCGCUAACAAAUUUAGCUCUUGAAAACAGAUAAAUUUAUCCAUAUAGCAUCAUAACGAUCCUUAUAUGACAGUUGUAUUCUAAAAGACAAAUGUCUCUACUAGCUAUUAAGCAUUCUUUAAUGUACUGUUGUGCCUUUAGUCAACUUAAUACUAGUGUCUGAUCGGUUGUCCGGGGGAAUUUUCGAAAGUUCAAAAACAUUAUAAAAAAAUCUAAUAAAAUAUUUCGUGGAAGGGCAGACUAAAAAUUUUUUAGAGGUUGAAGAAUAAAUACCAAAGAUAACAUACACAAAAAAAUGUAUAAUUUGUAUAUUUUUUUUUAAGUUAGGCACAAAAAAAAUCCACAAGUAAAGUCUAUACAAAUCCUUGGAAAGUUAUUUCCCUUGACCCAUAUAUUUAAUUUUUUACAACUGUGAAUUUUUAAUGUUAUUAUAUCAACCUGUAGCCUAAAUAUAUUAUAUAAAUAUAAUCUGAAGCGAGA
Mytilus californianus (California mussel) is the source of this 3973-nucleotide messenger RNA. RefSeq lists its product as uncharacterized. The transcript has 8 exons. The coding region runs from base 33 to 1052 and encodes 339 amino acids. NCBI's taxonomy places the organism in Eukaryota, Metazoa, Mollusca, Bivalvia, Mytilida, Mytilidae. The record is from RefSeq and is a predicted model, not a curated record.